UCAAUAUAUAUUUCAUCCUACAAGUUUAUUCAUUUUCUUUAUUAAUUUUCACAAAAACAAUUAAAAUAGUGUGUUUAGAUCAUCAAGAGAAGAAAUGGCAGCAGCAUCUGAAGCUAAGAAAACUGUUUAUGAUUUCACUGUUAAGGACGUAAAAGGGCAAGAUGUUGACCUUAGCAAGUACAAGGGAAAAGUGUUGUUGAUUGUCAAUGUUGCUUCACAGUGUGGCUUUACCAAUUCUAAUUAUCCUGAGUUGACAACGUUGUACCAGAAGUACAAGGAUCAAGGGCUUGAAAUUCUUGCAUUCCCGUGCAACCAGUUUGGAAGUCAAGAACCUGGAACCAAUGAAGAAAUCCAAGAGUUUGCUUGCACGCGUUUUAAAGCAGAGUACCCUGUGUUUGGCAAGGUGAAUGUGAAUGGUAAAGAUGCGGAACCCUUGUACAAGUUCUUGAAGUCGAGCAAAGGAGGGUUCCUUGGUGACAGUAUUAAAUGGAACUUCACAAAGUUUCUAGUCAACCGUGACGGACAGGUUGUCGAUCGAUAUGCACCCACCACUAGUCCUCUCAGCAUCGAGAAGGAUAUAAAGAAGCUGCUUAAUGUUGCUUAGUUCAUUGCUGUUUUCAUAAUAUGGGUUACUUAACUUAAUUGCCAUUUUACCAAUAAAUUACUAGCAAACAAUGAAUGAAUGUUACUACUGUAUAUGUGUUCUGUAAUUAAAUUAUUAUUAAAUGUUAUCAUGUCUGUUGUUA
This is a messenger RNA of Erigeron canadensis, 746 nucleotides long. Its product is annotated as probable phospholipid hydroperoxide glutathione peroxidase. Gene Ontology annotation, cellular component: cytosol. The coding region runs from base 95 to 604 and encodes 169 amino acids. Gene Ontology annotation, molecular function: glutathione peroxidase activity. The transcript is spliced from 6 exons. Gene Ontology annotation, biological process: response to oxidative stress. The record is from RefSeq and is a predicted model, not a curated record. Lineage: Eukaryota; Viridiplantae; Streptophyta; Magnoliopsida; Asterales; Asteraceae.